AUGGAAAAGUGUCUAGCAGUUGGAAUGCAAAGAGAUCAAAUACAAGGACCUCGAGAUGUUAUUGAGAAUCCAAAGAAGAUGAAAAUGAUAGGAGGGCGAAAUUCGUCUUUCGCGCCUUCUGAAAACAGUUAUAAAUUGAGAAUUGAACCAGGAAUUUGUUAUCGCCACCUCGAUCGUAUCCACUGUACCACUGAAAACUACCGUAACCUGGAAAACACAAGACUCUCUGUAUUCAACAAACAUCCGAAUGCCUCCAAGGAACUCGAUGUGCACGAGUUCUCUAUUGAAAUCAUGACAGAUAUCAAAUUGAUUUGGAGACUUUGUGAGACAACUUUCCCGGAAUUUAAUGCUUUAUGUCAACAGGAUAAGAAAACGUUAUUUUACAACUUUAUUAUCAAAUGGAACAUACUGGAGCUAUCGAUUUAUUCGAGAAAAUACAAUGAUCCUACUAAAUUCUACUCUCCUUCUGGGGCAGUUGCUAAACCUGCUGAUCGAUUUUAUGAGAAUGGGAAAUUGAGUAAAAACGAGAUCAAUCAAAUAUUCGGACCAUAUUGGGCAUAUCGAUAUGAAAAUGUGAAUAAUCCAUUGGUUGCGAUGGGGUUUGAUGAGACUGAGAAUAUGGCUUUGUUGGGGAUAUUGUUAUGGGAUCCUGGAUACACUAAUAUAAAUGAGAGUCUGGCUGAAACGUGUCAUGCAAUGCGGAAAAUAAUAUUCAGAGAGUUGAAUUCUUGUUAUGAAAGUUCAGAAGAUGAGACAACUUCCAGAAAUUUCUUCACCAUUUUGGAUUCAUUGAGUUUGAUAGAGCGAGCCGAGCAGAAAUGUCGAGAGGAAAUCCAUCUGUGCGGAGUCCAUAAGAUUGAGUUUGAUCAAGAAAGGAAAAAUAUGAUAUUGUGGGACAAGAACUAA
Molecule: messenger RNA, 906 nt
Organism: Caenorhabditis remanei
Lineage: Eukaryota; Metazoa; Nematoda; Chromadorea; Rhabditida; Rhabditidae
Exons: 6
Coding region: 1-906 (301 amino acids)
Source: RefSeq, a predicted model, not a curated record